Molecule: messenger RNA, 654 nt
Organism: Scomber scombrus (Atlantic mackerel)
Lineage: Eukaryota; Metazoa; Chordata; Actinopteri; Scombriformes; Scombridae
Product: troponin C, skeletal muscle-like
Exons: 7
Coding region: 1-654 (217 amino acids)
Cellular component (GO): myosin II complex
Molecular function (GO): calcium ion binding
Source: RefSeq, a predicted model, not a curated record
AUGGACAGGCUGUUAGCCUUCAGCAGUGAUGAGGAGAGGGAUGAAGAGGUCUGCAUCAGCUGGUGCUGUCAGUCAGGCAGCGAGCAUGCACUCGUCGAAUGCGGUGACAUCAUUGGGAAGCUGAACUCGCGCCCAGGCCCCCGGGGAAGGCAGAGGGGAUGGCUGAGAGGGCCCACUGACGCCCAAAGCGAUGCCCGCUCCUUCCUGACUGAGGAGAUGAUUGCAGAAUUCAAGGCUGCUUUCGACAUGUUCGACACCGAUGGUGGCGGUGACAUCAGCACCAAGGAGUUGGGCCAGGUGAUGAGAAUGCUGGGCCAAAACCCGUCAAGGGAGGAGUUGGAUGCCAUCAUUGAGGAGGUGGAUGAGGACGGCAGCGGUACCAUUGACUUCGAGGAGUUCUUGGUCAUGAUGGUGCAACAGUUAAAGGAGGACCAGGCCGGAAAGAGUGAAGAAGAACUUUCGGAAUGCUUCCGUAUUUUUGACAAAAACGGAGACGGUUUCAUCGACCGGGAGGAGUUUGGAGACAUUCUCCAUCUCACGGGAGAACCAGUCGUAGAAGAAGAUAUUGAUGAGCUGUUUGGGGAAUCUGACAAUAACAAGGACGGAAAAAUUGAUUUUGAUGAAUUUCUGAAGAUGAUGGAGAACGUCCAGUAA